GAAAGUGAAACUAAACUACAGAUUUAGGAGAAGCCAUUACUGAGCUCAGAACAGAGCGAGACAGAAUGGCAUCUGGAUCCUCUCUCCUGGAAGAGGAGCUCUCCUGUCCUGUGUGCUCUGAAAUAUUCAGGGAUCCUGUUCUUCUGAGUUGCAGUCACAGCUUCUGUAAGGCCUGUCUGCAGCAGUACUGGGAUCAGAAGGGAUCUCGGGAGUGCCCAGUUUGCAGGAGAAGAGCUUCUAAGGAACAUCCUCCCUGUAACCUGUCUCUGAGGAAUACCUGUGAGGCGUUCUUAAAGGAGAGAAGUCAGAGAGCUGAAGCAGGAUCUGAAGUGCUCUGCAGUCUGCACAGUGAGAAACUCAAACUCUUCUGUCUGGAUGAUCAAACACCCAUCUGUGUUGUCUGUCAAACUUCAAGAAAACAUAGAACUCAUGUAAUGCUACCAGUCCAGGAGGCUUCUGAAGAGUUUAAGGAGAAUCUCAGGACUGCACUAGCACCACUGCAGAAGAAGCUAAAAGCCUUUAAUGCAGUGAAACUAGUCUGUGAUCAAACAGCAGAGCACAUCAAGAGCCAGGCCCAGCACACAGAGAGACAGAUAAAGAUGGUGUUUGAGAAACUUCAGCAGUACCUAAAAGAGGAGGAGGCAGCCAGGAUCACUGCACUGAGGGAGGAAGAGGAGCAGAAGAGUCAGAUGAUGAAGAAGAAGAUUGAGAAGAUGACAGAAGAGAUAUCAUCCCUUUCAGAACAGAUCAGAGCCAUAGAACAGGAGCUGGGAGCUGAAGAGGUCUCAUUCCUGCAGGUAAGACCUGUUCACUCUGCGUCUGUAGGACUCUAUACAAACUGCUGUUAAUGCUCGCAAACAUUGAUACAAAAUCAUUGUUACAGUAUUCUCUAAAGCACCUUUUCACAUAAACUAGCAAAUAUCAUCAAAUCUCUUCAAAGUUUUAUCAAUUAUGUGAAUUAUAGUAUCUUUUUAUCAUCAACCUGCUACACCGACACUCUGUACAUAUGUAUAACCAUGUUAAAGCAGCUCAUCACACACACUCUGUACACAUGUAUAACCAUGUUAAAGCAGCUCAUCACACACACUCUGUACACAUGUAUAACCAUGUUAAAGCAGCUCAUCACACACACUCUGUACACAUGUAUAACCAGGUUAAAGCAGCUCAUCACACACACUCUGUACACAUGUAUAACCAUGGUAAAGCAGCUCAUCACACACACUCUGUACACAUGUAUAACUUUGUUAAAGCAGCUCAUCACACACACUCUGUACACAUGUAUAACCAUGUUAAAGCAGCUCAUCACACACACUCUGUACACAUGUAUAACCAUGUUAAAGCAGCUCAUUUAUUGUUCUAUGUCAUUGUCGGGGAAGCGAGGAUUAAGCAUAAUGACAAUCCAGAGGCUCCAACAAACAAUAUCCUUGUUAAGAUGUUCAGCACUUUGAAUACUGAACACAAGUGGUAUUGUGUGCUAGAACCCUCACUUAACCUACAUAUCAAAUAUUUUUUAUGUGAUUUAAAUUCAUUAUUAUUAAGAAUGACAAAUAUCAA
Molecule: messenger RNA, 1554 nt
Organism: Conger conger (European conger)
Lineage: Eukaryota; Metazoa; Chordata; Actinopteri; Anguilliformes; Congridae
Product: E3 ubiquitin-protein ligase TRIM35-like
Exons: 3
Coding region: 66-848 (260 amino acids)
Molecular function (GO): zinc ion binding
Source: RefSeq, a predicted model, not a curated record